AAAAUAUCCCCGUUUCCCCCGAGGAGGACGAGGAGAUGGAGUUGGAAGAGGAGGAAGUGGUGGAGGCACCGCCGAUCGCCCCGCCCCCCGCCCGGGAGCCGGUGCGUCCCCGCUCGGCGGAACACACGCCGUAUGUGUUCACUACACCGGAGCGUAUGCGGCAGCUGAUUGCCGCGUCGCUGCAUGGCGCGAUUCGCGAGCAGGCGCGGCGGGGUUGUUUGCUGCGUGGCGACAGACUGCAGCGGCUGGGGCGGUUGCCGUCAGCGCAGAGACGGGGGGAAUGGAAAUUCAGUCGGUGGAUAAUGUGUCGCACGGCCAACCGCCCGCGUUGUCGUCAGAAAAGCUGCCUCCACCAACGGAAGAAAAUACAGCGCCCGGGGCGGUUGCCGCGAGCGCUGACAGCGCAGAAAUGGAAAUCUCUUCGUCGGCUGACUUGUCGCCUAGCCAACCGCCCUGUAUUUCGUCAGAUAGCCUGCCUAGUACCAGCGCUGUUAUUUCUCAGCCGACGGAUUUAAAUGCGGCGCCCGGGGCGGUUGCCAUGAGCACUGACAGCGUGGAAAUGGAAAUUGAAUCACCUGCUGACUUGUCGCCCAGCCAGCCGCCCUGUGUUUCGCCAGAUAAUCUCUCCAGCACCAGCAGUGUUAUUUCUCAAUUGUCGGAUAUAAAUGCCACCCCAGGUGCGGUUGCUGCUAGCGCUGACAUCAGUGAGCCUACGCCAAUGGAAAUUGAAUCACCGGCUGACUUGUCGCCGAGCCAACCGCCCUCGGUCUCACCAUACAACCUGCCAAACUCCAGUGCUGUUAUUUCUCCACUAGCGGACAUAACUGCCGCCGCUGGUGCGGUUGCCACUAACAUUGAAACCACGGAGGCCACCCCGAUGGAAAUCCACUCGCCGGCUGAUUUGUCGCCCAGCCAGUCGCCCGCACCAUCGCCAGUUGACUCCCUGUCGUCGCCGUAUCAACUCCGCAUUGACGUGCAAUCCCCGGCUGAUCUGUCGCCCAGCCAACCGCCCUCGCCGCGGCCAGAUACUCCGCUCGCAACGGAUCUGCCACCAGUGGAAAUCGAUGCAUCGCUCGCCAGUAAAAAUCAGCGAAUCUCGCCGACCCCGAAGUUUUCUUCCCUGGAUACGCCCCGUUCCCCGGAUAAAUCGGGGCGUUUCAAUUUUCCACCAGCCGGAGCCGCGGCAACGCGUCCCAGUUGGCUGGCACUGGCCGCUCGGGGACCGCCUCCCCGGGUGGUCGCAAAUCCGCCGCUGGGGCGCUUUUUUGAACGGCCGCGACCGCAUCCGAUCUUCUCCGCCGAAGACGCGACGACCACGGCGACCGGAAGUCCCGCGGUCGCGACCGGAAGUCCCGUGGCGGCGGAAACGGAGCGGCCGCCGCUGGCGCCCUCGCCGCAGUCCAGCGAGACCAGUGAAGGCCCGUCCGGCGACGAGAAAAUGACUCCGGAAGUGGGAACCCCGCCGAAACCCGCCGCGCCGACGGGAACGGUCGAGGCCUUGCGCUUGAUCCCCCUCCCGGCGGAGCCCCGCCACCCGGACCCGGGACCCUCCGCCCCGCUGCCCUGGAGCCGGGAGAUGUUCGCCGCGGCCGCGCCGGAGAAGGCCGCCCCGGAACCCGCCGCGGCCAUCCUGCAGCCGGUGCCCUGGGCGGUGGAGAUCCCCGCGCCCGCCUCGCCCUCCCCGCAUCCCGCCGACCCGCGGCUGACCGGCGUCCAGGGCUCCAUCUUCUUCACGGAGCCGGCGCCCGUGCCGCCGCCCCCGCCGGCGUCUCCGUCGAAGCCGCCGGCGUCCCCGCCGAAGCCGCUGGAGGGGUUCUCGUUGAGCGAUCUGGAGUUCCAUAACCGUGUGCUGGAUCAUCUGUUGGCGCGGCACAUCAGCCGCGGCGGCGCCGGCAAGUGGGAGAUGAGCGAGUGGCCGGGACAGGCGCCGCGGUACAGUAACGAUAAGGUCACGGCGUAUUAUGACGCGGCGCUGCUGCAUGUCGCGCGGGUGCUGAUCGGGGAGGUGCGCGAGCUGUUCACCCGGAUUAACAAUCAACCGCCGAACGUGCGAGCGGCGAAAACGGAGGACGACGUGGAGUUGCUGCUGGUGGAGGACAAUCGGCACUCGCCGGAUAAGCAGAACGGGGUGGCGCGUUUGCCGCGCAUCCGCCUAACCGGCUCCGCCCAGUCAUUACGGCCCUUCAAACCCUACGACCUGGUGGUGCUGGGCGGCAUCUUCCAGGCCGGCAGUGGGCCCUUCGCUAAACUGUGCCUGGGCUGUGUCGUGCUGGUCAGCGGCGGCGAGAUGCAUAUACUGUUGUCCGGCCAGAGCGAGCCGUUGCCGCUGCAGCAGACCGUGCGGGUGCACCGGAAACUCACCAGUUUGAAGCUGGCGCAGUUCCAGACCAAGGGAUUGUUCCGGUUGUGCAAGAGCGACCGCGUCGCCUGCCCCUUCCGCACCCCCAUCGUGACCUUAGACCGCGAGGCCUUCCGGCCCCCGGCCGUCGACCCCGCCCAGCUGGACCGUGUCGGCGUCGUCCACGCCCGUCUGAACCCGGAGCAGCGGCGCGCCGUCUGCUGGAUCGUGCAGGCGGUGAAGGGGAAGGAGCCCCGGCUCUUGGUGGUGCAAGGCCAGCCGUGGACCGGGAAGCACCUCGUCCUCGUCACCGCGCUGUUCUUCCUCGGCCGGGCCUGUCCCGGCCGCAAAGCUCUGGUCGUCCUGCCCACCGAGGAGGCGGCGCUGCGGGCGGUCCGGCGGAUCGCCAGUCUCUGGAAGACCAUCAUGAAAGACGGUGCGGCGUCGGCGCCGGUGGCGUUCUGGGAGAAUCAGCGUUUCUGGGAGAAGAAGCACAACAAAUUAGACGACGUGGCCGCGUUUUUGCUGAACCAGCGGCAGCACGGCGCCGCCGCCCGCGAGCGGCUGGCGCAGUGCCGCGUGCUGGUCACCUCUGUAGAGCAGGCGGUCAGUGCGGCGCUGCAGGAUGCGCUGGAUCCCGGCUCCCUGGCCUGCAUCAUCGUCUCCGAGGCGGGGCGCAUGAGCGAGCUGGACCUGGUGAUGGCGCUGACGGCCUUCCCGGGGGUGCGGCACGCCGUGCUGCUGGGCUGCCCCUUCGAGAUCCCGCUGCACUGCGAGGACGGCCGGGAGCUGCGCCGCGGCGGCCUGGACGAGUCCUUUUUGGCGCGGCUCUGGCGCCAACCGCCCAGCGUGACGGAAGCCAUUCCGGCGUUAAAUUGCCAGUAUGUCAACGAUCCGCAGAUUGGCGGGUUUAUUGGGCAGGAGUUCUAUGCCGGCUGCACCGUCGACCGGCCGAUGGAGCGGAAAGCCGGGGAGGCGCCGUGGCCGUUUGCCCCGCUGAAAAUGCUGCUGCUGCCCAAUGAUGCCCGCGUCGACGAAGCGGCCUUCGUGGCGCAACUGGUCAAGCAGAUAUUGCUGCGAAAUAUUUCCGCCAGCAGUGUUAGUGUUUUAACACGCUCCUCGCGACAGUUGGUGGCGCUCGGGGAACAUCUCAAGCGCACCGCACCCAGUGAUCCCGGGGUGAAGGUGCUGCCGGUGUGCGCCUUCCAGGGCUACCGCAGCCCGCUGGUGCUCUUCAGCGCCGCCGGGGAGGCGUGUUUGGCCGCCGCCGAGGACAAGGAGCGCCGGCGCUUGUUCGUGGCCAUGUGCGGCGCGCUCCACACCCUCAUCGUCGUCGCCAAGGCCAACACCAUCCGGGAUUCGGGCGUGUGGCUGCAGCUGGAGAAGUACGCCAAGGAGCGGCGCGUCUGCGUGGCGCUGAGCGGGACGGAGGAGGCCGGCGAGGUGCUGCGCCGGCACCUGCUGCCCGCGGCGGGCGCCGUGUCCGCGCAGCAGCCGGCCGGAUAAAUUUAUGAACAGCCGCGUUAAUCGGCAUUUUUUUCGUUUUUUUUUCUUUAUUAAUUUUUUUCUCGGUUCAGCGGUCUCCGUUGUAUGUAUCUCUUGGUGCAAAAUGUGACCGAUGGUGUGUGUAUGUGCGGUGGAAAAACGAUUGCGGUGCUGCUUAUUAUUUGGUAGAAUUUGUUGGAAUGAUUUUGCUCAUGAUUAAUUUCUUCCUUUAUUUUGCGCGGCCAUGGUUGACUGGUUCUUUUCAUAUAUAAAAAAUUACAAUAAA
Messenger RNA from Paramacrobiotus metropolitanus, 4109 nucleotides. RefSeq lists its product as uncharacterized. The transcript has 10 exons. NCBI's taxonomy places the organism in Eukaryota, Metazoa, Tardigrada, Eutardigrada, Parachela, Macrobiotidae. Gene Ontology annotation, biological process: regulatory ncRNA-mediated post-transcriptional gene silencing. The coding region runs from base 281 to 3844 and encodes 1187 amino acids. Gene Ontology annotation, cellular component: P granule; cytosol. The record is from RefSeq and is a predicted model, not a curated record.